UAACCGUUCAAAUUAAACUUUAUGCACAACAAGGCUGCAUUCAAACUGUCAUGAGCAUCUAAUGCACAUGUUUCACACCGAGUUAGAGGUGACUCAACGCAGAUACUGUAGUUAAUUUAACAUGACAAGCAUUAGAACAUCUUGUUUUAGUAGCCUGAUUUGUCCAAUCCAUAACAUGUUCUGGACACGGUUGUGCCGACUGAGGAUCCAGAAGCCUUUGGGGAGUAGGACAUGUGCCUAUAGGUUCACCUCUGUCAAGCUGUCAGACCCUAUCAAGCCGCAUGUACCACCUAGAACUCUACUAGCUCCCUGGACCACCACAUACUCUGGUCAUCAUAGGACGUGUCACUCAAGCACACACAUCCAACAGCAUGGCUGGACUGUCAGACGAGACGGGGAGCGAGAUGUUUUGUUUACGGCACGACAUUUUAACACCUGUGUUCAGUCACUAUCAGCUGUCCCUGGUCAGCCCACCUCCACCAGACACUGGAGUUUCAGUAUACAGAGAAGGUUUUAUUCAACAGCUCCUGUUAAAUCAGUGAUGAAACCAGUGACUGUGCUUGGAAGUGGAAAAAAAAUUCCUAAAGGCCCCAGGACCAAACAACCAUCCAGAACCAAUCAGCCGACCCCAAAGGAGGACAAGGAUAUAAUGCAGUGCAUUGCCUAUGCGACAGCAGACCAGUACCAUCUGCCAACACUCUGCCAUGACCUCAUAGCCCACGGCUUCUACGAAGUAGAUUUACCAAGAGAUGCCUCAAAUGCACUCCUAAUAUGCACUGACAAUGCCCAAAAACCCAGUGAUAAUGCAACAAUGUUCUUCUUCAGGGAGGGAUCAGUGGUCUUUUGGAAUGUUGAAGAGAAAACAAUGAAGAAAGUGAUGAGGAUCUUGGAGCGGCAUGAGAUUCAUCCCUACGAGGUAGCUCUGGUCCACUGGGAAAAUGAAGAGAUCAACUACACUAUUGGAGAGGGAAACUCAAAGCUACAACGUGGUAACUUCCUGCUGAACAGUGAAAUAGAUCCUGACAAGGCCGUGUUGGAUAAAUUUGCAUUUUCAAAUGCCCUUUCUUUGUCAGUGAAACUGGCCAUAUGGGAGGUGGCUUUGGAUGACUUUGUGGAGUCGAUUCAGUCAAUUCCAGAGAUGCUGAAAUCUGGGAAAAAAAUAAAGCUGUCCAGAGCAGAGGUUAUGCAGAAGAUCGGAGAACUCUUUUCUCUGAGACACUGUAUCAACCUGAGCUCUGACCUGCUGUUAUGUUAUGUUAUGUUGUUCCAGACACUGUAUCAACCUGAGCUCUGACCUGCUGUUAUGUUGUUCCAGACACUGUAUCAACCUGAGCUCUGACCUGCUGUUAUGUUAUGUUAUGUUGUUCCAGACACUGUAUCAACCUGAGCUCUGACCUGCUGUUAUGUUGUUCCAGACACUGUAUCAACCUGAGCUCUGACCUGCUGUUAUGUUGUUCCAGACACUGUAUCAACCUGAGCUCUGACCUGCUGUUAUGUUGUUCCAGACACUGUAUCAACCUGAGCUCUGACCUGCUGUUAUGUUGUUCCAGACACUGUAUCAACCUGAGCUCUGACCUGCUGUUAUGUUGUUCCAGACACUGUAUCAACCUGAGCUCUGACCUGCUGUUAUGUUAUGUUAUGUUGUUCCAGACACUGUAUCAACCUGAGCUCUGACCUGCUGUUAUGUUGUUCCAGACACUGUAUCAACCUGAGCUCUGACCUGCUGUUAUGUUGUUCCAGACACUGUAUCAACCUGAGCUCUGACCUGCUGUUAUGUUGUUCCAGACACUGUAUCAACCUGAGCUCUGACCUGCUGUUAUGUUGUUCCAGACACUGUAUCAACCUGAGCUCUGACCUGCUGUUAUGUUGUUCCAGACACUGUAUCAACCUGAGCUCUGACCUGCUGUUAUGUUAUGUUGUUCCAGACACUGUAUCAACCUGAGCUCUGACCUGCUGUUAUGUUGUUCCAGACACUGUAUCAACCUGAGCUCUGACCUGCUGUUAUGUUAUGUUAUGUUGUUCCAGACACUGUAUCAACCUGAGCUCUGACCUGCUGUUAUGUUGUUCCAGACACUGUAUCAACCUGAGCUCUGACCUGCUGUUAUGUUGUUCCAGACACUGUAUCAACCUGAGCUCUGACCUGCUGUUAUGUUGUUCCAGACACUGUAUCAACCUGAGCUCUGACCUGCUGUUAUGUUGUUCCAGACACUGUAUCAACCUGAGCUCUGACCUGCUGUUAUGUUGUUCCAGACACUGUAUCAACCUGAGCUCUGACCUGCUGUUAUGUUGUUCCAGACACUGUAUCAACCUGAGCUCUGACCUGCUGUUAUGUUGUUCCAGACACUGUAUCAACCUGAGCUCUGACCUGCUGUUAUGUUAUGUUGUUCCAGACACUGUAUCAACCUGAGCUCUGACCUGCUGUUAUGUUGUUCCAGACACUGUAUCAACCUGAGCUCUGACCUGCUGUUAUGUUAUGUUAUGUUGUUCCAGACACUGUAUCAACCUGAGCUCUGACCUGCUGUUAUGUUGUUCCAGACACUGUAUCAACCUGAGCUCUGACCUGCUGUUAUGUUGUUCCAGACACUGUAUCAACCUGAGCUCUGACCUGCUGUUAUGUUAUGU
Molecule: messenger RNA, 2622 nt
Organism: Salvelinus namaycush (lake trout)
Lineage: Eukaryota; Metazoa; Chordata; Actinopteri; Salmoniformes; Salmonidae
Gene: rmnd1
Product: required for meiotic nuclear division 1 homolog
Exons: 10
Coding region: 122-1294 (390 amino acids)
Biological process (GO): positive regulation of mitochondrial translation
Source: RefSeq, a predicted model, not a curated record